CGGUACAAUGACACCAGAACAAACCCUCGCAUUCCUGAUCACGGUUCAGGUCCUUGAUGUAAUCAUCUGUGCCACACGAUUCAUCCUUCUACGACAUCACCCACGGAAGACUCGCGACUUACUGGCGGACUUCUUCUUCGCAUCCGCAUUCGUCAUCAACUUUUCCUUACUAUGCUGCUUGAUGCUGCAAUCUCGCGACGAACUUCGUGCUAUCACCAAGUUCAACGGCGAUAUGACGAAGGUUGCAACGUUCAUGUACCGGCCUUAUUGGACGAAAAUCACAUAUAUCGUUGGAUUCUUCAAUAUUAUCGAGCUGUGGUGUUUGAAGGCGGCGUUCUUAAGCUUUUACUGGGGACUGUUCAAUCGGACUCAGACGAGGCUGCGAUACUUGCUUCACCUUUGCAUUGCGCUGGUCGCAGCAAGUGGGAUUGCGCUCCUUAUCUUGCAGUUGACUUGGUGUCUCCCGGUGGAGAAUAAUUGGGCACGAGAUUACCAGACAUAUGUCCAGUGCGCAUACCUGAGUAGUCGGUUCACUCUCAUAUUCCAAUCAGCACUCAAUAUCGGCACGGAUGUCAUGAUCUUUUGCCUACCACUCCUCGUCAUUUCCCGCCUCAUGCUGGAGCCCAACGUACGAUUUGCCUUGAUCGUAGCCUUCCUCCUCGGCGGAGUUUCGAUCGCCGCGUCCGGUGUUCGCCACGCAAUAAUCAACCACAUCCUUCGCGACCGAUCCUCCGCUCUCGAGAACUACUCCCGCCGAAAGACCGUCGAGAUGUGGGGCGUCAUCGAACUCUCCUCGGCACUACUGGCGUUCUGCCUCCCACUUUUCAGACGACACCUGGUAAGCGUGUUUGGGCCUGGUGGUGUGCUGAGUCGUCGCGGGGGGAACAGCGGGAGUUCGAAGCAAAAAGUCCAAGUACUUGCCGCCGCAACGGUCGGUGGAAGUGCUAUGAGUGAGGGACGGAAAGGUUCUAAGGGUAGGGCUGGAAUUGAGAUCGAGGAUGUCGAAUUGGCGUUCACCGACAAUGAAAACAGCGUGCUCGUCGUCGUUAGGGAUAAGGUCAGGUGCAUCGAGUCAGGAGCGGCUGAACAAGGAAAUUACGCAUCUAGAGCAGGAGACGCAUCGUCAUCGAGCGAAUUCUACUAUGGUCUAACCUACUGA
Molecule: messenger RNA, 1159 nt
Organism: Tricharina praecox
Lineage: Eukaryota; Fungi; Ascomycota; Pezizomycetes; Pezizales; Pyronemataceae
Exons: 4
Coding region: 8-1159 (383 amino acids)
Source: RefSeq, a predicted model, not a curated record